AUGGGAUAUGUAAUAGCCAAAAUGUAAGAAAUAAAAUAUAUAGAUAUAUAAUAAAUUAUAAAAAUUAAGAGAUUCUAAAGAGGCAUCUAAAGUAGAAAUCUAAAACCCUUUACAAAUGAAGGGUCAAUUGUUAAUAAGAGAUAAUUAGAUGAUGAACAUAUAAUCCAAUGCAGAAAAUAAGUAAUUUACAUUUGCAUAUAAUAAUAGUUAGAUCCAUGUAGUCUUAUGGAAUUAUGGUCUUAAAUCAUUUCAUUAAACUAUUUGAAUCUAGCUUUGUUCAUAGAUUAAAGGAGAUUUUUAGUAAAAAUUCAUGACUGUUUAGAUAGGUUUUUCAUCACUGCUGGGCUGUUCUUAGUGUAUUGUUACUUUCGUUAGGGUACUUAAUUUUUCGAGGGUAAAGAUUGA
Molecule: messenger RNA, 405 nt
Organism: Paramecium primaurelia
Lineage: Eukaryota; Ciliophora; Oligohymenophorea; Peniculida; Parameciidae
Source: the annotation of a GenBank genome assembly